Coffea eugenioides is the source of this 799-nucleotide messenger RNA. Its product is annotated as putative receptor like protein 25. Bases 95 to 625 code for a protein of 176 amino acids. Gene Ontology annotation, molecular function: protein binding. Lineage: Eukaryota; Viridiplantae; Streptophyta; Magnoliopsida; Gentianales; Rubiaceae. The transcript is spliced from 2 exons. The record is from RefSeq and is a predicted model, not a curated record.
AAGAGAAUUUGAGUAUUACGCAAGUAGCCUUCGGUUUGUUAAAUCCGUAAGCCUCUCAGCAAAUAAUUUAGUUGGCGAGAUCCCUAAUGGGAUAAUGGAACUGGUUCAAUUGCAAGUUUUGAAUCUUUCACAAAAUCAUUUGACUGGAAGGAUCCCCAAGAAGAUUGGCAACUUGAAGCAACUUGAAACACUUGAUCUAUCAAUGAAUGCACUCUUCGGUGCAAUCCCUGAAAGCUUAUCUGAUUUGUACUCAUUGAACUCUCUGAAUUUGUCACACAAUAAGCUUUCAGGGCCAAUACCAUCAGGAAAUCAGCUUCAAACCUUGACCGAUCCAUCCAUCUAUGAAGGAAACAGUGGACUCUGUGGCAAACCGCUCCCAAACAACUGCUCGGAACACAAAUUGCCUACCAAAAAUGGGCCUAUUGAUGAGGAUGAAGGACACAGCGAAUCUGAUUGGUCUUGGUUUUAUGCUGGAAUAGGACCGGGUUUUGCUGUCGGUCUCUUGGGAGUUCUGGGAAUCCUUCUCUUCAAGAAGUCAUGGCGCUAUGCUUAUUUCAAGUUUAUAGAAAGUGCCUGUGACAAAAUCUGGGUAAAGACUACUCGCUUGAGGAGGAAUUUCCGUUGAGCCCACAAUCAUUCAAGUGCUUGCUGCUGCUGUUGUUUGGCUCUCAGGAUGAGCAAUUUCUCUCUUGCUGCUGUUUUGUAUGAUUAUAUUUUGAGUGCUUGCUGUUUUUUCAGUUCUGUUUGGCAUCUGCUGAUGUAAUGUGAAAAUGAUAUGUCAAUAAAAGUUAUAAUAGUU